Neocloeon triangulifer is the source of this 3571-nucleotide messenger RNA. Its product is annotated as ras-GEF domain-containing family member 1B-like. NCBI's taxonomy places the organism in Eukaryota, Metazoa, Arthropoda, Insecta, Ephemeroptera, Baetidae. Gene Ontology annotation, molecular function: guanyl-nucleotide exchange factor activity. The coding region runs from base 212 to 2281 and encodes 689 amino acids. The transcript has 14 exons. The record is from RefSeq and is a predicted model, not a curated record. Gene Ontology annotation, cellular component: plasma membrane. Gene Ontology annotation, biological process: positive regulation of GTPase activity; Ras protein signal transduction.
UUGUGCUCGCGCCGAGAGUUGGAUGCUGUAGUGCGCGCGGUGUGUCUGCCAUCUGCCAAUUCGAUGAGUCAAAACUCGCCGGCCGCUGCCACACUCCGAGUGAUUCCGGCUGCCCGCUGCUCUGGUGCACGGAAAUGGUGCACACCCGCGUGAAUUGAAACCCUGCGAGCACCGCGAACCGCGAUUAAAGGUGAGGCAAAGGUUUGGUGGAAUGGAGGACCACGAAAUCCAGGAGACGGUCGAAUCCAUCCUGGGAAAGGGCGCCAAGGUCGUGGACUGCGAAAAAAGGUCAUGCAUUAGGGAGGAAGAGGUGCUGCUGGUCAACGGCUGUCCGGUCAGUCUCGACGGGGACACCGGAAUGGCCAUAAGGACAGCUCUGCUGCAAGGUGUGACGCCGCCGUGCGACCUGCUAAAUGAAUUGCUGGUGCGUGCCGGCAUCCUGAAGGCGCCCGUCAAGCUGGAGACCUCGCUCAGCGUCAAGUCCAGCGUGGUCACAAAGGAGAACGUGUCCGUGUCCAAAGAUGGACAUGUGGUCGACGAGCGCUCGCGCGAAGUCAAAGAAGACAAUUUUUACUCAAGUACAACAAGUGAAGUUUGGGAGCCGGUUCGAAAAACACCGGUGACCCCGGUCAACACAUUGGCCUCCAUCCCGGUGCCCAAAGCGGUGCGGGGUGGAGGGGCGGCCAGUUCCAACAGUUCAGGGUGUUGGUCGGCGGCCACAGGCGACGACGUCGAACUCACCAACGGCAUCGAGAAUCUCUCGUGCGCCUCAACUCCCACUAUUUUCGGCACCGUGGCUUCAGAUCAAACUCCCAAAGAUGGAAGCAGUAGGAGGAGUUUGCCCCAGACUCCUCAGUCAGCCAAAAGCUUUUCCACCCUGAUCAACGGCCCCAUCGGCGACGCCGCCGCCAGCGAGUCGGGUGGUUCAUUGGAUUCAGUCCACGAUAUCCAACCCUCCGAUGAGAAUGCUCUGGUCUACAAAGACGGCAAUCUGGUGUCUGGAUCGUUGGACGCGCUCUUGCAACACAUGGUGCCGACGUCCGAGUACUUUCCGGACAGGGCGUACUUGUUCGCCUUCCUCCUCAGCGCCCGUCUCUUCAUCAAACCGCACGAGCUGCUUGGACAAGUCUGUCAAAGGUGCCACAUUCACAAACCAGAAAGCAUUACUGCUCCUGCACAGUUUGUGAGACACAUCGUCCAGUUGCUGGCAGAGUGGACAGAGACCUUCCCGUACGACUUCAGGGACGAAAGGGUCAUGGCCCACGUCCGAGAGUUGACGCAGCAGUGCGUCGCCCUUGAACCCACCGUGCGAAGAGAAGUUUCGCAGCUCCUGCAGAAUUUGCUGCACAGGUUGACGGCUUUGGAGCAGUACGAGGAGUUCCUGCAGAGGAUCAACUCGGAAACCGCCACACCGAACAUUGAAUCGCUCAAUGUGGCUGACAUCACCGAGUUGUGUCCCAGUGCGGAAAAAUUGGCCCAGCAACUGACGCACAUUGAGCUGGAAAGAUUGUCUUUCAUCGGCCCAGAGGAGUUUGUCCAAGCUUUUGCUAAGGAGAACACCAAACUGGACACCACUUCCUUCAGGGACCUCAAGAAAACUCGGAACCUCGAGUCUUAUGUCCAGUGGUUCAACAGGCUCAGCUAUUUUGUUGCAACCGAAGUUUGCAAGCAUGUGAAGAAGAAGGCAAGAGUGAGAGCUGUGGAGUACUGGGUGGAAGUGGCGCGCGAGUGCUUCAACAUUGGCAACUUCAACUCCCUGAUGGGAAUAAUCGCCGGUCUCAACAUGUCCCCCGUAUCACGGCUUAAGAAAACUUGGGCUAAAGUUUCUUCUGGCAAGUUUGCGAUUCUCGAGCACCAGAUGGACCCUUCGUCAAACUUUUCCUCAUAUCGCUCCACCCUGAAGGCGGCAAUGUGGCGUUCGGCAGGAGCCACAGAUGAGCGCCAAAGAAUCGUCAUUCCCUUUUUCUCACUGCUGGUCAAAGACUUGUACUUCCUCAAUGAGGGCUGUGCCAGCAAGAUGCCAGGUGGCAAUGUGAAUUUUGAGAAGUGUUGGCAGCUGGCCAAGCAGGUGACGGAGUUCAUCGCCUGGAAACAGGUGGCCUGUCCUUUCGCCAAAGACUCCAAAGUCACCAAUUUCCUUCAAAGCACCACCGUUCUCAGUGACGAGAAAGCUCUUGCCAUUGCGUCUUUUGAGUGCGAGCCGCCGGAAAACAGUUUCGAGAAGGAGAGGUACAAGAAUCUCAAGGCAGAAAUUAAUGCCUCCACCUCAAGCACCACCUAAUCAAGAUCACCAACCCUAUCACCGAUCGAUGUGUACUUAAUUACCCGGAUCAUUAAUUGUUUUCGGUAGACAUCCAUAACCCUGAGUGGUGGUUUCACCAUCCGAGAGAUGAGAGAAUCUUCUUCCUGCAAGACUGACGGUCCAAGCCACAAUGUGCACACUUUUACUACCCAGCAGUUAAUUAAUUUUGUCCUGAUUCACGCCAUUCAAAUACUUUUUUUCGUACGUGUAACAGCAAACUGAAUGUUCAUUUUUAGUUGAUAAGCGUCCCAAAUGUUGGGAGUUGAAUCUAGUCAAGAAUAAGCAGCAUUUUGAGAACAACAAAAAAACCGAGUGAAUUUUUCCAAUUUAAUGGUGGAGACGAAUGAUAUUGAUUGAAACCUGUGCACCAAUUUUAUGAUAAUUCCUGCAGUGACUAAUGUUGAUUACUUAAUUAGAGUUAAUUACUCUGGUAUCAUUAAUGCUCUCUAAUGUGUAAAGAAAAGAAACAUAUACAAGCACUUGUAUUUAUCGUCUCGAUAUCAACACAAAUUGAGCUCCUUUUUGUAGAAUAUGUACCUGAUUUCAAUGGGAGAAAAUAUAUAGAGGAACAGCAGCUCUUUUUACUUAAAUUUUUUUCACGAUUAGGACUUCUGAGCUAUUUGAAUUUUUAAAAUUAAUUUUCAUCGCUGAGAAGCAUAAAAAAGGGAACAAUUAUUUGUAACUCAAAAUUGUACAUUAAUUAAAUCUUGCCAGUCACAAAAUUCCAUUCCAUUUAAUGAAUUUAUGUGAUUUAGUGAAUUAUUUACUAGGCCACUUUGUUAGUUCCAGACAAACGCAGUUUGCAAAAGCAAAUUUCACGUAGAAAUACUACUUGAUUUAAUUUAGACUCUUAGUCAACGACAGUGUGUGUACUUACAGGAGAAGAUUGAUUGAAAUGUGGCGAGCAAGAAAGGAUUUUGAUUGUGGCAAAAAUGUGACAGCUCACAUAAAAUAUAACAAUGUAUCUUGAUAAUUAUAGAACAAAAAGAGAUUUGAAAACAUAUUUUGUCAAUGUUCCAAGAAAAAAAAACUACGCUGUAUUUCGCUGUUUUCUUUGUGAGCAAUGCAUACUUAUACUGUCUUGUAAUGUAGUGAGAUAAUUUUUUAAAAAAUAAAAACUGAAAAUUACUCUUAAAUUAAAAAUUUCUCUUUAGUCUUUUAUUAUAAAUUCCGACGAUAACACGACUAAAAUUUGGAUUCAAAUCAAAUUCUACUUAUUUAAAAAGUAUGAUUUGAAUUUCCCCAUCUCUACGUCUGAAAUAACUACCU